Molecule: messenger RNA, 3555 nt
Organism: Panicum virgatum (switchgrass)
Lineage: Eukaryota; Viridiplantae; Streptophyta; Magnoliopsida; Poales; Poaceae
Product: probable serine/threonine-protein kinase PBL24
Exons: 18
Coding region: 648-3296 (882 amino acids)
Biological process (GO): cell surface receptor signaling pathway; protein phosphorylation
Molecular function (GO): protein kinase activity; ATP binding
Source: RefSeq, a predicted model, not a curated record
GGUUGCCGCAGCCGCGGCCGGCGCUACAGUCAUCGACGCCGCCGCCUGUGCGGCGGGGGUUUACUAAGCACACUACCCUACCACGACAAAUUGAGACGCACUGCAAGCUUCUCGUUCUGCACGAUGGGCGCGUCGCCGCCGGAAGCGGGCCCGCCUCGUGCGUGUGCCCGACCCGAUUUUGGAGCGCCGUGAAAGUGUUCGGAGAAAUGCGGCGCAAGGGCGCGCCGCCACACGGUGGUAAAAUCGACGUCCCCAUCAUACGCUGGAUUUUCAACGACCUUAUCCUCCACCGUCGAGCCUCAAUCAUAGCCAGGCGGGACUUCCUCCCUAGCGUGGAGUGUAUCUGGCCACCUCUGAAAACGAUGGCUUCCUUGGAGGCUUCUGCCAGUAAGUUCUAGGAUGUUUCGUUCCACACGGUAGCCACAGUUCCACGCGGUAGCCACAAGAUGGCCUUUCCAUCUUGGAGACUGGACGAGCACUCCAUUGCCAAAGAGAUUGCGGUUUUCCAAUCAGUUUGUUCACUGGUUGCUCUGACAACCACUAGAAGACCGGCAGUCAUUUGGUACAGGAUAGGAAGAAGAGGUGACCAGAAGAAAUGCAAAAGAGCCAAUAUAUAAGCAUGUAGGUUGCACUGAACGGUCAGCAAGAUGGCCGAUCCCCUGGCCAGUGUGGAGAAGAUUGUCAAAGUCGCGCUCGCCAUCAAGGAGGCAGUCAAGACCGUCCAGAAGAAUAAGGAGCAGUGCCAUGAGAUCAGAAAGCGCGUCCUAAGGGUCAGCGCCCUAUUGAAGCGGCUUCAGGAGACAGAGAUGAUACAGGACCCGGCAAUGUGUGAUGCACUAGAGGCGAUUGAGGAGACGCUCACCCGUGGUCACGGCCUCAUCGUUGCCUGCCAGAAGAAGAAUAUCAUGUGCCGUUUCUGCAUGGCUGGGGACCUAGCCAAGCAGCUGCGCGAAGUAAAGCAGGACAUCUCAGAUCAAAUGGUGGACGGGAUCUUCGCUGCCAAUGUCAAUGCCACAAUUAUCUUGACAAGUAUUCAAUAUGUGGCUUGCUCUCUGCCCCCAACGAAUGCAGAGGCGGUGGAGAACUCACAUAGCAGUCAUUCAACCUAUGAUGACAGAUGUGGAUUGAUGAAUCACAGUAAAAACAAUGUAUCUGUUAGAAGCGUGUUGCAGUCUGCUCCCUUCCCAUGCUUAACAAAGUUCAGUUUGUCAGAGUUGGAGACUGCUACAAAUGGAUUUUCAUGUGAAAACCUUAUUGGGCGAGGUGGUUUUGUUAGUGUCUAUAAGGGUGUGCUAAAAGGUGGUUUAGUGGUCGCCAUCAAGAGAUGCCGAAGCUCAAAUAUAUUUUCACGAAAUCGCCUGUAUGAUGAACUAAAUCUUGUUUCAAAGCUUCAGCACAAAAAUUUAGUUAAACUUCUAGGAUAUGGGUAUCCAGUCAUACAAACGGGGGCAUGGGCAGAGGACAGAAAAGAUCAAGCUGAAGGGAGGCUAUAUUUUUUGUUCGAAGAGAGCACAUGCCGAAUGGAAGCUUGGGAGGAAAAUUUGGAAGGGUUCAGACUUGAUUGGUUUAACCGCUUCUGCAUAAUCCAAGGGAUAGCGCAUGGCCUAAAUUAUCUUCAUGUGCAACACAUUGUCCAUUCGGACUUGAAACCAAGCAACAUCCUCUUGGAUUCUCAUAUAAAUCCAAAGAUUAGUGAUUUCGGAAUAGCUAGAAUGUUGGAUCAUGGUGAUAUGACCACUCGUGAUGUCAACUGCUUAGCUGGCACGAUGGGAUAUAUGCCUCCAGAAUAUAUUAUGGAAGGUACUUUGUCAACAAAGUAUGAUGUGUACAGUUACGGCGUCAUCCUUCUAGAGAUCAUCAGCAGUAUGUGCAGCUUUAAACCUGCUCGUCGGCAAGCUUCAGUUGAAUGGGUUCCAGAAGAGGUACAGGAGCCAUUUCCUAGUCACGCAAACUCUGAUUAUCGGACUCAAGAAAGCGCCUCUGAUGACAAUUGGAUUGAAUCACUAGAGGUUCAAACAGUAACCAAGCCAUUUGCAGUAGAAGAACAGAAACAUUAUGGAUGGAAUGCUCAAGUUUUGCCAAAAAGGAGGCAUUGGUUUAGGAGGCUUGUUCAGUGGACUCAAAGGGAUACAUCAAAACCUGAAUUCAAUCUGGGACUCAUUGGUCAAGAACAAACAGUGGGUUCUCUCAAUGAAAUAUGGUUCCAAAACCCAUCCAGUGCCAAAGGGGAAAUGAGGCUUCAACUGACAGUAGGCUUUACAGUUUUCAAGUUCUCUCAGUUGGCUGCGUCAACAAAUAAUUUCUCAUCUUACAAUGUAAUUGGAAGAGGUGGUUAUGCUAAUGUUUACAAGUACAUGCUUUGGUUCCAACUGGAUUUUUCUUUUCAUGUGAGAGGCAUACUGCCAAAUGGGGUUGUUAUUGCGAUAAAAAACUGUUGUGGAGAACAUAUAUCUAGUCAACCUGAAUUUGAAAAUGAAGUUCAGAUUAUCUCGAAACUUCAGCAUGCAAACAUACUUAAACUUCUGGGAUGCUGCAUUGAAGGAGACAACAGGAUUUUGGUCUAUGAAUAUAUGCCAAGAGGAAGUUUACACUUCAUAAUUCAUGAGCUAAGAGCAGGCGUCUCACUCACCUGGCCUAAACGGUUUCAGAUAAUUGAAGGUGUUGCCCAGGCUGUUGUUUAUCUACACCAGCACUCCCGACCACGCAUAGUCCAUGGGGAUCUGAAACCUAGCAAUAUUCUCUUGGAUUCGGAUAUGACUCCUAGAAUUAUUGAUUUUGGCUUGGCGCAAGUCUUAAGUUAUGAAGAUGAGAUAGACACUGGCAGGGUGGCAGGAACUUUAUACUACCUUGAGCCAGAAUUUUCUCGCACUGCCAUUAUCUCAACUAAGAGCGAUGUGUAUUCCUUUGGUGUCAUUUGUCUCGAGAUAAUCACUGCUCGAAAUGCUUCUACCUUGUCUCCUGAGGGGCAAUCCUUGGUUGUUUAUGCAUGGGAAUUAUGGUCAUUGGAAAGAGCAACGGAGCUGAUAGAUCCAGCACUGCAUGUCGAACCAGGAACAAGCAAGAUCCUUCGAUGCUUCCAGAUAGCACUAUUGUGUGUUCAAGAAAAUCGGGCAGACAGGCCAACAAUGCUAGAUGUUCUCAUGAUGCUAAAAUGUGAUUGUCUGACCUUGCCUGUCCCUAGGCGACCUGAGUAUCCAUGGGGAACAAGGGGUUCAUCAGCAGAUGACAGUGAUUCGGUGGGCCAGACAAGCUAUUCAAGCGCAGGGUGGACGAGUGAAGAAUUAGAAGGCAGGUGAUGUGAACAGCGGUGACCCAGGCAUUAUUGCUUGAAGUAGCAUAAUGUAGAGGGUAAUACUAAUAACAUCGUUGUAGCUAAUGAGUUCACUUACUGUCAAUACGUGACUGUGAUUGUGGCGACUUUGGCUUUUUCUAAAGGCCUGUUUGUACUGAAUUUAGAACUUGUGUUCUGAUCCCCCAGUUUCUUUAUUUUCCAUAUACAUAUGUUGCAGUGUGGUAAUGAAGUAAAUGGUGAAUCAGAGAGUGCAAUAGUAUCCA